Molecule: messenger RNA, 2395 nt
Organism: Cheilinus undulatus (humphead wrasse)
Lineage: Eukaryota; Metazoa; Chordata; Actinopteri; Labriformes; Labridae
Gene: stxbp3
Product: syntaxin binding protein 3
Exons: 19
Coding region: 44-1822 (592 amino acids)
Biological process (GO): intracellular protein transport; neurotransmitter secretion; vesicle-mediated transport
Cellular component (GO): secretory granule; plasma membrane
Molecular function (GO): syntaxin binding
Source: RefSeq, a predicted model, not a curated record
ACACGGGACAGGAAGAGGCGCAGAAGAAAAAAAAAAAAACAAGAUGGCAACUGGUUCAGAUCACGGGCUGCAAAGAAUAGUUUGGAAAAAAUUAAAAGAAACAAUAGUUGCAGACUGCAGAAAAUCUGAAGUAUGGAAGAUAUUGAUUCUGGAUUCCUUCACCACCAAGCUUCUCUCAUCAUGCUGCAAAAUGUCAGAUCUUCUGGCAGAGAAAAUAACAAUUGUGGAGGAUCUGUUCAAAACCAGAGAGCCUGUUCAAGAGAUGAAGGCCAUCUACUUCAUGUCACCAACCACUAAGUGUGUGGAUGCCUUUAUCGCUGACUUCAAGACUAAGCCCAAAUAUAAAUCAGCAUAUGUUUAUUUCACUGACUACUGUCCUGAUGAUCUCUUCAACAACAUGAAGCUGUACUGUGCAAAGUACAUACGAGUCUGUAAGGAAAUAAACAUGGCCUUCAUGCCACAAGAGGCACAAGUGUUCACAUGUGAUAAUCCAGGGGCUUUCCGGAGCAUCUACAGUCCCAAGAGUCAGGACAAAAAGAAGACACUGGAAACGAUUGCAGACCAGCUAGUCACACUCUGCGCCACAUUGGACGAGUACCCAGGGGUCAGAUACAAGAAAGACAGCAACAUGGAGAAUGCCAAGACCCUGGCAGAGCUGGUGGACACCAAGCUGGCCAGCCACUACGAAAUGGAUGACAGCAGCAAGAAAAAGGGAAAGACCCAGGCUCAGCUGCUGAUUGUGGAGCGAGGCUUUGACCCUGUCAGCCCCAUCCUGCAUGAGCUGACCUACCAGGCCAUGGCUUACGAUCUUAUUGACAUCCAGGACAACAUCUACAAGUACAAGGGUAAAGAUGGUUCUGAGAAGCAAGCCCUACUGAAUGAGGAGGACAUGCUCUGGGUCGAGCUGAGGCACAAGCACAUUGCAGACGUCUCCGGAGAAAUCCCCAAGAUGGUAAAGGAAAUAUCAGCCAGUAAGAAGCAGCCGGAUGGGAAGAUCACAAUAAGCAAUUUGGCCCAAAUGAUGAAGAAGAUGCCCUCUUUCCGUAAACAGCUGACUGAGAAAACUAUCCAUCUGCAGCUGGCAGAGGACUGUAUGAAACAUUACUCAAACAACGUGGAGAAACUCUGCAAAGCAGAACAGGACCUUGCUGUUGGUGCAGAUGUGGAAGGCGUUAAGGUGAGGGAUCCUAUGAGGACCCUGCUGCCUGUGCUGCUCCACCCGUACAACACCCACGACAAGAUUCGAGCUGUGCUGCUCUACAUCUUCAGCCUCAGUGGAACAACGGAUGAGAACUUGAGCAAACUCAUCCAGCAUGUGAAGAUCGAGGAUGAACAAGAGUUCAUCCUGAACUGGAAGGAACUUGGAGUUCCUAUCAUCACAUCGCCCAGUUUCUUUUCUCGAAAACCGACCAGGAGGGAUCGUUCCCAUGAAGAGAAGUACAACCUCUCCAGAUGGACUCCUGUUAUAAAAGAUGUGAUGGAGGAUGCCGUGGAGAACAAACUGGACACCAGAGAGUGGCCGCACCAGUCUGAGUGUCCUGCUGCCUGGAACGGCUCAGGAGCAGUCAGUGCCCGUCAGAAGCACAAAGGCAGUGCUCAGGAUGAUCGCCGGACAGGCUCACGCCUCAUCAUCUUUAUUCUGGGAGGAAUGUGUUACUCUGAGAUGCGCUGUGCCUACGAGGUCACCCAGGCUGUAAAAUCCUGCGAGGUUAUCAUAGGGUCUACUCACAUUUUGACCCCCACCAGUCUCCUGGAGGACAUCAAGGCACUGAGCAAAGGACCCAUGGAGACUUUUACGAUCGAGGAAAGAAGCACUGCCUGAGAUGUCAGUUUCCCUUGGCCUUCUACAGCUCUCAUCCUUCAGCACAAUGCACUCAUCUCAACUUCCUCAAAGGAAGCCUGAAGGGAAUUUUACCUUACACUCUUCUUUAAUACUUCAUACAUACUAUUUUUUCAACCAGGUGCACAUUUCUAACAGGCAUGAGGGCAUACUUUCUUCUUAUUUGGUCAUUUGAGAAAGUUUCUUUUUGCAGAAAGAAGAAUAGCUUAGAAUAAAGUAGAUCAAAUGAGAAGUGAAUGUACCACAUCCCAUUAUGAGCAAUUUAAGUACAAAUUUUCUAAUCUGCAUGUUUGUGGCUGCAUUUGUCCAUUAAUGUAAUAACUGGUUGUAUUACCCUUUAAAAUGACCUCUGAACCUUUGACAGACUCAGAGUUGGAGGAAAGCGGUUAAAACUUAAUGUAUAUAUUGUAUGUAAGCACUGAGGCCUUGCUGUGUUAUUCUAUGUUGUCACUACUGUUUAUAAGCAAUAUAAUUUUAAAGAGUGUUUCUAACAAAGAGUAUUUACCUUUCUCUUGAAUUGAACAACUGACUAAUAAAUGGAUGAAGUGGUUCAAA